CGCCUCUCAAGAGUUGAAUACAAUCAAUACCUGGGCAAGCCUUCGAGCCGACUGGAUACCUAUACAGCGAAUUGGUGGGUUUAGAACCAGUGAAUCACCCAGAGAGUCAAAACCGACUGCUGCGUUGACCCGGGAACUCUGUGCGUCACCAGAUAACCCUCGUGACCGUGCGCGCUUGCUUCCACCCAUUUGUUCUCCAACUUUGAUCGCACAAAGAAGGUGUUGGGUUGGGGGAGUGAGGAAAGAAGCUCAAGGCAGAUUCAGUUGCAUCGACUACAUUUCCUACCUGAUUUGUCUUUGCUUCCAUUGUAUGCAAACAAGUCUUCAAAGAAACGCUCAAGCUGCAGGCUAUCUACCACCUUACCUACCAACAGUACAUACACCCACAGCCAGCCACGUCAUAUUGCCGUUGCCGUGCACAAACAACUUUCAGUUGAUUCUCCUUUAGGACCUGCAUUCAACCCCACCCCAACCUGACCCUGCUUUUCCAUCUCCAGGAGCGCACCCGAAUCCGAUUGCGCCUGGUCGUGUCUCUCAGCCAUUUGCGCGCAACGUCUCUCUGCGCAUCAACCCAGUUUAUCGUAGCAUCUUUCCGAUCAAACCCAUCCUCACUUGCCUGCCUUGAGGGUACGGCCAUCUUUCAUCAAAGACGGAGUCGGCCUGAUUUUGCUUGCUUGGCAAUUCAGAGCCACAGAACUCCAACAACCCAGCCAAGAUGGCCGACCAAAGCAUCAUUCGCAUCACCAAGGAGUUGAGCGAGAUCCAAAAGAACUCGGAUCUUUCCCUCGCCGUCGCAUGCCGUGAUGUUGACGUACGGAACGUUAAGGCACUUAUUAUCGGUCCUCAUGAGACACCAUACGAGUUUGGAUUCUUCGAGUUUAUGUUCCGGUUUCCCAAGGAUUAUCCUAGGAAGUCUCCUUCGGUGACCGCCGUCACCACGAACAGCGGUCGAACUCGAUUCAACCCAAACAUAUAUGCCGGCGGCAAGGUCUGCCUCUCAAUUCUUGGAACAUGGCGUGGUGAACGCGGCGAGGAAUGGUCGGCUGCACAAGGCCUCGAAUCGAUCCUCAUCUCCAUCCAGAGUCUGAUGUCAUCAAACCCCUACGAGAAUGAGCCAGGUUUCGAGGAUGCCAAUGAAGCUUCUGACAAGAAGAACCAGGCGCGUUACAUUCAAAAGAUUCGACACGAAACACUUCGAAUUAGUGUCAUUCAGAGGAUGGAGGAGUACCUUGGGAUCCAGGCAGACGGAACUCUACAACCACCGCCACAGGUCGAGCCAGAAGACUAUGAUCUUAUUGACUCGGACACUGUUGAAGACGUACCGUUUGAACCGUUUAAGGAUCUUUGCAAACGUCGCUUCCUAUGGUACUACGACUCGUACCUCCAAAGCAUCCAGAAGGCAAAGGCGGAGAACAAGGAUGGACAGGCUUUCACCAGAAUGCCCUUCGAAGGCCACAACAACAGCAUGGAGGGCAAAUUCAACUACUCGGAUUUGGAACGCCGGCUGCAAAACAUCAAGACGGCUCUGGAGACGGAGGUCAGCGGAUGGGCAGAGGAGGGCUUGACACCAAAAGCCAAGGACUCGACGGUGGCCGUGAUGCUCGGGCGGCAAUACGAGCAAGUGGUCGAGUACUUUAAGCGCAACGACAUUAUGCACAACCUUGAGCUUGAGAACAAGAACCCCUUUGUCUGGGUGCUGACUUACUUUGGCCGGCCGAUGACGAACCUGGAUGGAGGUCUGUUCCGCGUCACAUUCAGAAUCAGCCCACGAUAUCCCGACGAGCAGCCUCGCGUCAAGUGCGAAACCCGUCUCUUUCACCACAGAAUCGCGAUGGACGGAACAAUCUGUUAUACUGUGCCAAUGUCCCGUAGGGAGGACAUCAAGUCGCACAUUGAAGCCGUCAUUGAGGCAUUGGAGGAAGAGGAGCCAGCUUACGACCCCAGGACACUGGUCAACCCAGAAGCACACAAACUGUAUUGGGGCACAGCGGAUGACCGAAAGAUGUACAACCGACGACUUCGCAGGACGGUUCAGCAAUCGAUGGAGGAAUUUUGAUCUUUACCGUGGACACAGAUAUCAUACAAUGUAGUGUUUUGUUUUUGUUUUUAUGAGAUUCUUUUCGGAUCAACAUACCCAAAUUUGUGUUCAUAGUAUCUCAGACAGGGAUCAGUGAUUGGGGGCGUUCGUGGCACAAGGAGCAGGUGUUAUCAGGUUUAUCGGUCAUACCAGACAGCCGCAUGAAGCUGUGUUUUUAUUGUAUGCCCUGUCGCAAGCAACCAUGCUUACUUGCGAAAGAAAAAGGACACAUUCACACUUUCCAGCACCCAAACUCAGUCCCAGGUGUGGCUUCAAGAAUACCCUCGCGCGCUCACAACUUUGACUCAGAGGAUCACAGCCAGAAUUAUUAGCCAGGCUUAUUUCAAGGAUCUAACAAUGAUGCUAAGUCAACGAUUCGGAUAGCUUAUACAGAACGAUGGGUAUGCCCGACCUAAUACUAAUUUACUGUUAGUUACGGUAGCACUGAAAGGAGCGUUCUAGUAC
Molecule: messenger RNA, 2542 nt
Organism: Pyricularia oryzae 70-15
Lineage: Eukaryota; Fungi; Ascomycota; Sordariomycetes; Magnaporthales; Pyriculariaceae
Product: ubiquitin-conjugating enzyme E2Z
Exons: 9
Coding region: 716-2056 (446 amino acids)
Biological process (GO): negative regulation of apoptotic process
Cellular component (GO): nucleus
Molecular function (GO): cysteine-type endopeptidase inhibitor activity; ubiquitin conjugating enzyme activity
Source: RefSeq, a predicted model, not a curated record